UUCUGCCCUACUUUUUCUCCAACCAACGAAUCUCCCGCCGCCACCCCUACCCCCUUCCUCUCUUCAAACUCUCUGCUCAGUUAGACCCAAAAAUCACUCUCCAUUAAGAACCCCUCUUCGUUUCAAGAGCAAGCCGUCUUCUUCACGUCCAAACUAGAGCGAAAUGGAUCGGUACCAGAAGGUGGAGAGGCCGAGAGAGGAGACACCCAUGAACGAAAAUGAGAUCAGAAUCACCACACAGGGUAGGCUGAGGAACUACAUUACCUAUGCUACUAGUCUUCUUCAGGAGAAAGGAGCUAAUGAAAUAGCACUCAAGGCAAUGGGUAGAGCAAUAAAUAAAACAGUAAUAAUUGCUGAAUUGAUAAAGAGAAGAAUUGCUGGACUCCAUCAGAAUACUUCAAUUGGUUCUACUGAUAUCACAGAUACAUGGGAACCUCUAGAAGAAGGGCUCCUUCCCCUAGAGACCAUUCGUCAUGUAUCCGUGAUAACAGUCACCCUGUCGAAGAAGGAGUUGGAUUGUUCCUCCCCAGGGUACCAACCACCUAUUCCAUCUGAUCAAGUCAAACCAGUGGUUGGAUAUGAUUAUGAAAGAAGGCCUAACAACAAUGGGGUAGUAAGGAAUGAUGAAGAUGGUGGAUGGGAAGGGGACCGUGGUACUGCUGGCCGAGGCCGAGGCCGAGGCCGAGGUCGGGGUCGAGGAAGAGGACGUGGUUAUCAAGGACGUGGAAGAGGCUACGGUUCUUGGAACGAUAGCUAUGGUGCAUCAGGUGCAAUCCCUGCUCAAGGUCGUGGAGGCAGGGGCAGAGGGAGAGGGAGAGGGAAUGGCAGGGGACUAGCCCGCGGAGUUUUUAAACCAAAUGUUACAAUUCAGGCAGCAGCAGCCUGAGUUAUCAAAUUUUAGCUGUAAAACUUACUUCACUGAAAGCGUUUUAAUUAUUCUGUCGAUUAUUUGCUCCUUCCUUUAUUAUUUAUAUAGACAGGGAAAAACAAGAGUUUUAGGAUAUUGUCAUAAGCUAUUCCUUUUGUUUAUGCAGUGGCCAUGUUUUAUAGGUUUCUAGGUUGGUUCUUGUCUUAGUGCUAACAGAAACUUGACCUGUAUAAAAUCUUCUUUUCUAGAAUAAUAGAUUGGCACAUUGCUUCACUUUCUAUUGCAAUAUUUCAAUAUUUAUUAUGUCUA
Messenger RNA from Ipomoea triloba (trilobed morning glory), 1177 nucleotides. RefSeq names its product ribonuclease P protein subunit p25-like protein. Gene Ontology annotation, molecular function: RNA binding. The transcript has 8 exons. The coding region runs from base 164 to 886 and encodes 240 amino acids. The record is from RefSeq and is a predicted model, not a curated record. Lineage: Eukaryota; Viridiplantae; Streptophyta; Magnoliopsida; Solanales; Convolvulaceae.